CCUGGUCAUGCAGGGUAUAUAAGAGGCAGUUAAUCAUGAAUCACCAUCGUCUGCAGGCCAGCAAACCAGCUAAAAUGGGAAAGAUCAUCUUUUUUGAGGAUAGGGACUUCAAAGGGCGCUCAUAUGAGUGCAGCUCUGAUAGCUCAGACUUGCUUUCUUUCUUUAACCGUUGUGGUUCUAUCCGUGUUGAACAUGGAAACUGGAUGGUGUAUGAAUUUCCUAACUAUAGAGGAUGUCAGUUUUUCCUGGGAAGAGGAGAAUAUCCCGAUUUCAACCAAUGCCUGGGCUUUGGAGAUUCCAUCCGUUCUUGCAGGAUUAUUCCACAGCACGGUUCAUGCAAGAUAAGACUUUACGAGAGGGAAGAUUUCAGAGGUCAGAUGAUGGAAUUCACUGAAGACUGCCCUCAACUGUUCGAGAAAUUUCGUUACCAUGACAUCCACUCCUGCAAUGUGCUGGAAGGCCACUGGAUCUUCUAUGACGAGCCCAACUACAAGGGGCGUCAGUAUUACCUGAGACCCGGGGAGUACAGGAAAUACAGUGACUGGGGUGGGGAUAACAGCCGGGUUGGCUCCAUCAGACGAGCUGUAGACUUUCACUAACAAUCUGAAUCCAGGAUUCAAUCUCAAUGUGAUUCAAAAUAAACAAUUAUAAAGUU
Messenger RNA from Pelobates fuscus (common spadefoot toad), 655 nucleotides. RefSeq names its product gamma-crystallin 1-like. Gene Ontology annotation, molecular function: structural constituent of eye lens. The record is from RefSeq and is a predicted model, not a curated record. The coding region runs from base 36 to 599 and encodes 187 amino acids. Lineage: Eukaryota; Metazoa; Chordata; Amphibia; Anura; Pelobatidae. Gene Ontology annotation, biological process: visual perception; lens development in camera-type eye. The transcript has 3 exons.